AUGUCCGCUCCACCAGCUAACGAUGUUGUUUCUUUCAAGGACCGGGCAACGGCCGAUCAGGCCAAACCCCACAACGACCUCCUUGUCAUCGAGCUGACGAUCCAGGACAUCGACGUAGCGAGAGUGUUGGUCGACACCGGAUGCUCGGCCAAUAUUAUCUACAAAAGCACCCUCGAAAGAAUGGAGAUUGAUCAGUGCGCCGUUACGGAAGGACCCAGCCCGAUAUUCGGACUCUCGGGAGAUGCUACUAUGACUCACGGGUCGAUCGACCUCGUUGUUAAAGCUGGGAACGUCAUCAAAGUCACGGAAUUCUUAGUCAUCGACCGCCCAACAUCGUACAACGCGAUCGUCGGUACUCCAUGUCUGAAUUCCAUGCGAGCGAUCCCUUCGACAUUCCAUCUGUGCCUUAAGUUUCCAACCCCUCGUGGAGUCGAAACUAUACAAGGAGACCGCAGGAUGUCACAAGUAUGUUUCGCCGCCGAGUUAAAAAGAAAGAACUUUGCGAUCGAAACUUCCCAUAAAAAGAAAAGAAAGCUGACUCUCGAUGAGAAUGCCCCGGAACGAGACUCGGAAGUCUUCUGGCAAUCUCAAAGGGCCAAAGCCCUAGAAGGGAAGCGCGAACCGACUUGUGAACCGGUAAUUUCGAUCUGCCUCGACGAAUCCUCUCCGGAACGAUGCAUCGAGAUUGGAGCCAACCUCCGCGAGCCAGUAAAGACAGAGCUCAUCGCCUGUCUCAAAAAGAACCUCAAUGCGUUCGCUUGGGCCGCAGAAGAUAUGCCAGGGAUCGAUAUCGGCAUAACGUGUCAUGAGCUUAACAUCGAUCCGACCUACAAACCCGCCAAACAAAAAAGGCGGAAGCUAGGACCGGAGUGUGCCACCGCGGUAAAUGAGGAAGUCGAAAGGCUCCUGAAGGUCGGAUCAAUAACAGAAGUUAGGUAUCUAGACUGGCUCGCUAACCCGGUCGUGGUCAAAAAGAAAAACGACAAAUGGCGAGUAUGCGUCGAUUUCACCGAUCUCAACAAGGCAUGUCCAAUGGAUUGCUUCCCACUCCCGCACAUCGACCGACUGGUCAAAGCAACAACAGGGAACAAACUCUUAUCAUUUAUGGAUGCCUUCUCCGGGUACAAUCAGAUCAUGAUGAAUCCCGACGAUCGUGAGAAAACUGCGUUCAUCACCGAUCAGGGAACAUAUUGCUACAAACUCGGCAAGACUAUGGAGGUAUACAUCGAUGACAUGCUCGUAAAGUCUCUUGACGAGCACGACCACGUCUCCCAUUUGGAGGAGUGCUUUGCAAGACUUAACGCCCACAACAUGAAACUUAACCCUGCAAAGUGUAGAUUCGCGGUGGCAUCAGGAGAAUUUCUCGGGCACCUAGUCACGUGUCGUGGGAUCGAAGCCAAUCCUAAGCAGAUAAACGCGUUAAUAGAGAUGGUCUCGCCAAAGACGAAACGGGAAGUCCAAAGGCUAACCGGAAGAGUCGCGGCCUUGAACCAUUUCAUCUCGCGCUCGACGGAUAAGUGUCUUCCUUUCUAUGACACGCUGAAAGGGAAUAAGAAGUUCGAAUGGUCAGAGGAAUGUGAGAAAUCUUUUCAACAGCUAAAACGUUACCUGGCCACUCCUCCCGUCCUCGCAAAACCAGUGGAGGGAGAACCCUUGUUCCUGUACAUCGCAAUCUCCACAACAGCGGUAAGCGGAGUUUUGAUUAGAGAGGAACGCGGUGAGCAAAAACCAAUCUUCUACAUAAGCAAAACGUUACUGGAUGCUGAGACCCGGUAUCCCCUGAUGGAGAAACUAGCAUUCGCAGUUGUGACAUCGGCAAGGAAACUCCGGCCGUACUUUCAGUCGCAUACCAUAAUAAUCCUCACCACCUUCCCCAUGCGAACGAUCUUGCACAGUUCGAGUCAGUCAGCACGACUCACAAAAUGGGCAAUCAAACUAAGCGAGUACGACGUGGAGUACCGCCAAGGAACCUGCGCAAAAUCUCAAGUACUAGCGGACUUCUUGGUAGAAUUGCCCACGAGGGAUAUGACAAACACGGAACCGGACUCAACCUGGAUCCUUCACGUCGAUGGAUCAUCGUCCAAACAAGGAUCCGAGAUCGGAAUCUGGCUCACGUCUCCGACCGGCGAAGUCUUGGAACAGUCGUUCCGAUUGGAAUUCCAUGCGACGAACAACGAGGCCGAAUGUGAAGCACUCGUCACAGGAUUACGAUUAGCCCAUGGGCUUAAGAUCCACAACAUUCACGAUUACUGUGACUCUCAGUUAGUCGCAAAUCAGUACAGUGGAGAAUACAAAGCGAGGGACGAAAGAAUGGAUGCAUAUCUAAAACUCAUCCAAGACCUCUCCCGAGACUUCAACCACUUCGCCCUCACUAGGAUUCCUCACUCGGAAAACACUCAGGCGGAUGCCUUGGCCGCACUCGCAUCAAGUUCGGAUUCUGGACUAAGACGAGUAAUCGCCGUCGAGUUCAUCGAACACCCAAGCAUCGGACCACCAGUGGUCUCCAAUCUGAUUCGAGCACAAAUCAAAAAUGCGGAGGAAGUCGAAUACCCACCAGAAGAAAACGUGGAUCAGUCAGAAUACGGCUGCGACAGCCCAUGGCUAGAGCCAAUCCGAGCAUACAUAAUCAACGGAACGCUUCCCACUGAGAAAUGGGCGGCCCGCAAAAUCAAGACCUAG
Molecule: messenger RNA, 2679 nt
Organism: Brassica napus (rape)
Lineage: Eukaryota; Viridiplantae; Streptophyta; Magnoliopsida; Brassicales; Brassicaceae
Exons: 2
Coding region: 1-2679 (892 amino acids)
Molecular function (GO): RNA-DNA hybrid ribonuclease activity; nucleic acid binding
Source: RefSeq, a predicted model, not a curated record